AUGUUCCUAAGUCGAUCCUUUGGUCCAUCAUGUUCUCCGGCAUUGCAUAGACAUGUGCAGGAACAGGGCGAGAGGUGGAAAGAAGCACACAUGCUCUGCACCAUGGCAGGGGUGUGCCUGGAGUUUCAGCAGGUGGAGCAGGCAGAGCAUCACGCACGCAGCGCCGUUCGCCUCGCAAAUGGCCUCGGGGACAGGACUGAGGGCAGGGAUUCGUAG
Molecule: messenger RNA, 216 nt
Organism: Symbiodinium sp. CCMP2592
Lineage: Eukaryota; Dinophyceae; Suessiales; Symbiodiniaceae
Source: the annotation of a GenBank genome assembly